Culex pipiens pallens (northern house mosquito) is the source of this 1794-nucleotide messenger RNA. Its product is annotated as collagenase-like. Lineage: Eukaryota; Metazoa; Arthropoda; Insecta; Diptera; Culicidae. Bases 526 to 1359 code for a protein of 277 amino acids. The transcript has 2 exons. Gene Ontology annotation, molecular function: serine-type endopeptidase activity. Gene Ontology annotation, biological process: proteolysis. The record is from RefSeq and is a predicted model, not a curated record.
UGCGAGGCUGAAUACAGCAAUUUAGGGGAAUCGAAUUCAAAAUCUUAAAACAAACUUGCUGAGUAAAUAGUCCCGGUUCUUGAAGAUGUAGGGAGUCGAAGUCAACAAAUCUUCGACUCUAAAGCCCUGGUUUUGUAAGAACUUAAACAGUGCAGUGAGCUGUGUGAAGACAAACAAAAAAUAAACAACUUGAUGAAAACUAGUCCAUACGUGAAUCGUUAACCAAAGUCGCACAAAACAGCACAAUUUAUGCUCCAUUCAUCAUACGAUAUCAACCAAAGCGAACCGGAAAUAAUUGCAAAUUGUCAACUAAUCAUACUUUUACCAACCGACGCCCUUCGACAACCCCCUCCCGAGGUUCACAUUGAUAAGGAAUCCACAGGGCUUCACUUGUUUCGUUUUUUUUACUUAUGCUAAAUUUCACAAUUAACACAAUUUGGUCGCCAAUAUUAAGGUGCGAACCAAGCCCGAGCAAUCGACAGUUCGUUAGCGUUAGCGGAACGGUUUGGAGCCAAUUUUCUCACCAUGACCCACAAUUACUGGAGGUUCCUGGUGGUCGCGGUCCUGAUGUUAGCGAUACCCGCUCCCGUUCGAUCCCACCCGUCCGAGUCACCCCGGAUCGUCGCCGGGAAGGACGCCGAGCUGGGCCAGUUCCCGUACCAGGCCAUGUUGCGCAUUCAGAUGGAGAAGGGUCGAGCCCUGUGCGGCGGAAGUCUGAUCUCCGAGGAGUGGGUCCUGACGGCCGGACACUGCGUGGAGGGGGCCAGCUCGUUCGAGGUGCACUUGGGGGCGGUCGAGUUUAAGGAGCCGGAGGGGGGCGACGGACGGACGGUGCUCAACUCGACGGAGUUUAUCCGGCACGAGGAGUACCGGCGGGAGUCGGUUUCGAACGACAUUGCGGUGAUAAAGCUGCCGCAGCGGGUGCCGUUUAGCGACCGGAUUCGGCCGGUGGCACUGCCGACGGGACACGACGACUACAACCGGCGGAUGGCGAUCGCUAGUGGGUGGGGCAAAACGAAGGACCGGGGUGGAGCGGCUCAGCGGUUGCAGUACGCGCCACUUAAGGUCAUCUCCAACACCGAAUGCAUGCUGCUGUACGGCCCGGGAACGAUUCAACCCUCGACGAUUUGCACCCGGGGCGAGAACCGUCAGUCCACGUGCAACGGCGACUCCGGCGGUCCGCUCGUGCUCGAGGACGAUCGCACCCUGAUCGGGGUGGUCAGCUUCGGCAGCGCCAUUGGCUGCGAGCGACGCCUCCCGGUGGCGUUUGCCCGCGUGACGGAGUUCACCGAGUGGAUUCGGAACAAAACCGGAGUGGCGGCGGGAUCGGGCGAAGGAACGACGACCGAGUCGCAAUAAUGGGACACAUUUCUCAUUACUCUCUACCGUGCGCAAAUUGGCUAGUUACGUUAGAGUUUUUUUUUUCUAAUUUUAAUUAGCAUUUUUAUUCUGUUUUCGACUUUUAGAGCGACUUUUUCUUUAAAAGUAUAUAAUAUAUAUAAUCAUCUUAAAGGCUAUACACAGUAUCUUUCUCAACCUAAUUGUAUUUACACCCCUUGGAGGAAGAAAAAAAGAACAUAAAGAGCGAACGAUUUAUCCAAUGAUUUGCCUUGUUUUAUUUGUAAUGUGAAAUUUGUUAAUCUAAAACCUCUUAGCGAUUCUCUUUCUUCUUCUUUUUUUUAUUAAAGCGUUAUUUUUUCUUCACUCGGAAAUAAUUAAAUUUUUACUCUUUUCGUAUAAGUCUAACGGUUCAGAUUACUUCAAAAAACCGAAUAAAACACCCCCGUUUCACUU